Molecule: messenger RNA, 512 nt
Organism: Aspergillus neoniger CBS 115656
Lineage: Eukaryota; Fungi; Ascomycota; Eurotiomycetes; Eurotiales; Aspergillaceae
Exons: 2
Coding region: 96-512 (138 amino acids)
Source: RefSeq, a predicted model, not a curated record
CACCUCCAUAGAUACUCAUUAAUCACCAUACCCAGAGAACAUUGCACUUGAGCGCCAGGUUACUUGACCAUGUAAAUGCUUCAACUCACAUACCCAUGCUUUCCCAUCUCAAAAACAUAUUCACCCUCUCCACUAGUCCCCCUUCCGUUCUCCUUGUCAGAGCCAUGAUCCACGUUCUUCAUCUCCUACCCGAGGACGGCACCAUUCAACGCUUCGGUCUCUCAACCCGAUCUACCCCCUUCCGCUACCGCGGGGCCAGAGAGCAGACGCGCGAACAGAUCGGCACAGUCACACUUUACGUUGGAGAGGGUGAGACUCCAAAGAGCUUCCUCGACGACGUUGAGACACGAUUCCUGCAAGACGUCCUCAAGCCCGCGGCACUCGAUGCGAUUCAUGAGAGAAAGGACCGGGAGCGCUCUAUGCGCGCGACGCAGACGUAUCCUGUUUAUGUUGUUUACAUUCUACGCCCGAGGUCAGGGAGGAGCAUGACUGAGUUGACGAGCUUUCCUUAG